Molecule: messenger RNA, 1346 nt
Organism: Apus apus (common swift)
Lineage: Eukaryota; Metazoa; Chordata; Aves; Apodiformes; Apodidae
Gene: PDX1
Product: pancreatic and duodenal homeobox 1
Exons: 2
Coding region: 1-786 (261 amino acids)
Biological process (GO): regulation of transcription by RNA polymerase II; type B pancreatic cell differentiation
Cellular component (GO): nucleus
Molecular function (GO): RNA polymerase II cis-regulatory region sequence-specific DNA binding; DNA-binding transcription factor activity, RNA polymerase II-specific
Source: RefSeq, a predicted model, not a curated record
AUGAACACCGAGGAGCAGUAUUACGCCUCGGCGCAGCUCUACAAGGAGUCGUGUGCGUUUCAGAGAGCCCAGGCGCAGGAUUACAACCCCAGCCCCCCCGCCUGCCUGUACGUGGGCAGGCAGCAGCAGACUCCUUACCCCAGCGCCCUGGGGGCCCUCGAGCAAGGCAGCCCGCCAGAUAUUUCACCUUAUGAGGUGCCCCCCAUCACAGAGGAUGCCGGGGUCUCCCACCUUCAUCACCAUCACCACCAUCACCCUCAUCUUCCUCCUCCCCACCAGGACGCCCUGCCUUUCGCAGACGGGACGGACACGGGGGGGAUAGAGGAGCCCCGAGUGCAGGUGCCUUUCGCCUGGAUGAAGUCCACCAAAUCGCACGCCUGGAAGGGACAGUGGACCGGGGGGUCCUACGUGGUGGAACAGGAGGAGAACAAGCGGACGAGGACAGCGUACACCCGGGCUCAGCUGCUGGAGCUGGAGAAGGAGUUUCUCUUCAACAAGUACAUCUCCAGGCCGCGGCGGGUGGAGCUGGCUGUCAUGUUGAACUUGACCGAGAGGCACAUCAAGAUCUGGUUCCAGAACCGGCGCAUGAAGUGGAAGAAAGAAGAGGACAAAAAAAGAGGGGCCGGCAACAGCAAUGACCCCGAGCAAGACUGUGUGGUAUCCUCGGGGGAGCUGCAGGCCAAGGAGGAUCUCCAGCCGUGCACCCCGGGGAACCUGCCCUCGGGGGCCUCCAGAGACCUGCUCACCCCCAGUCUAGCCCCCAGAAGACAGCAGGACUCCCGGUGAGCCUCCAGGAACCCAGGCCGGGGGGGAAGGAGCCGGGGAGAGGCUGGCGCCGGCUGCCUGCUGCCGUGCCGUGGUCCAUCCUCUCCUGCUUUCCCCCGGGAAGACUCGAGAAGGACUCUAAAAUUACCGUCCUGCAAAAAUUAUGUGAAAGGUGUUCAGCUACAGCAAAGCGAGGCUCGCUGCGCACCGUGGGGCCGGAGGAAGCCGCAGCGAGCUGCCGGGGUGCUGGCGAGGCAGGCGCUGCUUCGCCUGGGCAGCCCGCGCCGCAGCGAGCCCUCCGGGCUACUUUCCCCCCGGGAAUGCCAUCUCGAGCGGCCGCCGGUGACACCAUCGGUGUUAGCCAGGGUGCAAAGAGCGGCCUGGAAACCGUAGGAGACGCGGGAGCAGGCGGCCUUGCCGCGGACGGCUUCCCGGUCGGGGCCCGCAGUGCCCGGCGCUGCACAAGCCCAGCACCCCAGACCUUCCCGGGGCCGGCACCCCACAGAUCCCGUCCCUUCCAGAGGCUCCGGGGCAUCGGCUUUAGGGAAGACUCCCCCAGGACUAUUACUCACUUAUUUGGA